This is a messenger RNA of Zingiber officinale, 1545 nucleotides long. Its product is annotated as probable serine/threonine-protein kinase At1g09600. Gene Ontology annotation, molecular function: RNA polymerase II CTD heptapeptide repeat kinase activity; cyclin-dependent protein serine/threonine kinase activity; ATP binding. The coding region runs from base 16 to 1545 and encodes 509 amino acids. The record is from RefSeq and is a predicted model, not a curated record. The transcript is spliced from 7 exons. NCBI's taxonomy places the organism in Eukaryota, Viridiplantae, Streptophyta, Magnoliopsida, Zingiberales, Zingiberaceae. Gene Ontology annotation, cellular component: nucleus; cyclin-dependent protein kinase holoenzyme complex. Gene Ontology annotation, biological process: positive regulation of transcription elongation by RNA polymerase II; protein phosphorylation.
GUGCGAUUUGUUAAUAUGGAUCCAGAAAGUGUCCGCUUUAUGGCCAAGGAAAUUCAAAUUCUUCGUCGACUUGAUCACCCAAAUGUUAUGAAACUAGAAGGUAUAGUGACAUCGAGGAUGUCUGGCAACUUAUAUCUCGUAUUUGAGUAUAUGGAGCAUGAUCUAACUGGACUUGCAGCAAGGCCAGAUCUGAACUUCACUGAACCACAGGCCAAGUGUUAUAUGAAACAACUAUUUGAGGGUCUUGCGCACUGCCAUAGUCGUGGAGUUCUGCAUCGGGAUAUUAAGGGUUCAAAUCUAUUAAUUGACAGUAAUGGGAUACUCAAAAUAGCAGAUUUUGGUCUGGCAACAUUCUUUAAUUCUGAUCCAAAACAGCAGUUGACAAGUCGUGUAGUUACCUUGUGGUAUAGGCCUCCUGAGCUUUUGCUUGGUGCUACAACAUAUGGAGUUGCUGUUGAUUUGUGGAGUUCUGGUUGUAUUCUCGCAGAAUUACUUGCUGGGAAGCCCAUUAUGCCUGGUAGAACUGAGGUGGAACAACUACACAAGAUAUUCAAGCUUUGUGGCUCCCCAUCUGAUGAGUAUUGGAAUAAAUCAAAGCUUCAACAUGCAACUGUUUUUAAACCCCGACGUCAAUAUAAGCGUUGCAUUGCUGAGACCUUUAAGGAUUUCUCAUCAUCAGCUUUGGCUCUCAUGGAGAUUUUACUUGCUAUAGAACCUUCAAAAAGAGGGACUGCUUCCUCAGCCCUUAAGAGUGAAUUCUUUUUAACAAAGCCCUUUGCAUGUGAUCCUUCAAGUUUGCCUAAAUAUCCACCAAGCAAGGAGUAUGAUGCUAAACUCGCAGAUGAGGCAAAGAGGCAAAGAGCAGAAGUUGCCCAUGGACGAGUAUCUGAAUAUGGCAAACCAAGGAGAGUUGCCACCAAGGCAAUGCCAGUGCAAGAAGGAAAUGUAGAAAUGCAGAAGCGUCCAGUGAAGGUAAAUCCCAAAAGCAGCAGUGAGAAGUAUGAUGCCCAAGAUGACGGUGGAUCGGGGUUCCCAAUUGAACCUCCAGGAGGAACAUCACGAAUUGACUCAUCUCAUUCUGGAGUUCUGCAUCCAAAUGCAUUUGUUACUUCACACUGGAACAUGGUAGACCAUGAAGAGCUUCAACGCAUUCCUAGCUGUAUGUACACUUCAACGCAGGUGCCAAAUGGUCCUAAGUUGAAUACACAGAGAUCAUACUGGGCUAGGCCAAUGGCUGCAGACUUCCUUGAUAUCACCGGCUCAUUAGAAACAAGAAGCACUUCAUACUCCAAAUACAACAGGCUUGAUCUAGCUGAGCCUUCGGAGAAGCGUAGAUUUGAUAGGCCUGCCUCUGUUCAUAAGAAAGUCGACACAAUUGGAAACAAGGAUUCGGUGGUGGGUUACAAUACGCGAAUACGACGAAUACAAUACUCAGGUCCAUUGAUAACACAUGGAGGUAACAUUGACGAUGUGCUCAAAGAACAUGAGAGGCAGAUUCAGCAAGCAGUUCGCAAAGCACGCAAGGAUAAAGUAAAAAACAUUUGA